AUGUGGAAGAUUCUGUACCUAACACCUCCUGAUAGUAGCUGCACUGAUGAAGGCACUGAUGAAGGCACUGAUGAAGGCACUGAUGAAGGCACUGAUGAAGGCACUGAUGAAGGCACUGAUGAAGGCACUGAUGAAGGCACUGAUGAAGGCACUGAUGAAGGCACUGAUGAAGGCACUGAUGAAGGCACUGAUGAAGGCACUGAUGAAGGCACUGAUGAAGGCACUGAUGAAGGCACUGAUGAAGGCACUGAUGAAGGCACUGAUGAAGGCACUGAUGAAGGCACUGAUGAAGGCACUGAUGAAGGCACUGAUGAAGGCACUGAUGAAGGCACUGAUGAAGGCACUGAUGAAGGCACUGAUGAAGGCACUGAUGAAGGCCCUGAUGAAGGCACUGAUGAAGGCCCUGAUGAAGGCCCUGAUGAAGGCCCUGAUGAAGGCCCUGAUGAAGGCCCUGAUGAAGGCACUGAUGAAGGCACUGAUGAAGGCACUGAUGAAGGCACUGAUGAAGGCACUGAUGAAGGCACUGAUGAAGGCACUGAUGAAGGCACUGAUGAAGGCACUGAUGAAGGCACUGAUGAAGGCACUGAUGAAGGCACUGAUGAAGGCACUGAUGAAGGCACUGAUGAAGGCACUGAUGAAGGCACUGAUGAAGGCACUGAUGAAGGCACUGAUGAAGGCACUGAUGAAGGCACUGAUGAAGGCACUGAUGAAGGCACUGAUGAAGGCACUGAUGAAGGCACUGAUGAAGGGGCUACAACCACAAGCAUACCACCACCACCACCACCACCACCACCACCACCACCACCACCACCAAACCCUAAAACAAGAGCAUAA
Molecule: messenger RNA, 834 nt
Organism: Schistocerca americana (American grasshopper)
Lineage: Eukaryota; Metazoa; Arthropoda; Insecta; Orthoptera; Acrididae
Product: hyphally regulated cell wall protein 1-like
Exons: 3
Coding region: 1-834 (277 amino acids)
Source: RefSeq, a predicted model, not a curated record